Gossypium raimondii (Peruvian cotton) is the source of this 1229-nucleotide messenger RNA. RefSeq lists its product as uncharacterized. Gene Ontology annotation, biological process: ribosome assembly; translation. The record is from RefSeq and is a predicted model, not a curated record. Lineage: Eukaryota; Viridiplantae; Streptophyta; Magnoliopsida; Malvales; Malvaceae. Gene Ontology annotation, cellular component: mitochondrial large ribosomal subunit; ribosome. Gene Ontology annotation, molecular function: structural constituent of ribosome.
AUGGGGUGGGUAAGAAGGACCAAUUUCAUUGCCAAACUGAUAAAGAGGAUGCAAUUGGAUGUUGAGCUGUUUGAGAAAAGUCCUAAAAGAGUAGGCCGUUCCGAAAAACAUGGUGAGGUGGCAGAGGCAUUUGCAAUGUGCACUCCGUCGAAUUCGAUGAAGACUGGAACACAAUUAUCCUCUUAUUUUCUAUGUGAAGUUGAAGUUGAAGUUAAAUUUGAAUUUGGUAUUGGGGAAGCGAACUGCCUGGUAUUCAGAGAUUGUGGAAGCCACCUUCUGCUAGCAUCUCAUCGCCUUUAUAUCAGUAUUUCCAGCAAUUGGAAAUUACUAGCAGGUUCUUCUGAAGAGACACCCAUUUCAUCACCAUUAACUCCUGUUUUGGCAAUAGAUAUUGGAAAGAAUGAAGAGAAGAAAGGUGUUGCUAAUCGCACAAAAGUUCAGGCGGUUUUAAAGAAAAUAAAACAGAGUCCUAAGAAGGUCAACUUGGUUGCUGCACUAAUUCGUGGUAUGCGUGUCGAAGAUGCAUUAUUGCAGUUGCAGGUGACAGUAAAGCGUGCUGCUAAAACAGUCUACCAGGUUAUUCACUCAGCUCGAGCAGAUGCUACCCAUAAUCAUGGAUUGGAUCCUGACUGUCUGCUAGUUCCUGAGGCAUUUAUUGGAAAGGGAAUGUUUCUGAAAAGAGUGUCGUUCCAUGGGAAAGGACGGUCCAGCAUUAAAGAGAGACCGGAAUGCCGACUAACGGUGGUAGUGAGGGAGAUGACAGCGGAAGAGGAGGCUGAGAUAGCCGACAGACUGAGAGUAAGCAAGUUUCGCAAGCUUACUAAGCGAGAAAGACGACUUGUACCCCAUAAGCUUAUUGAAACCACUCCUAUUUGGAACCGCAAAGGUAAAGCCAGCAGCCAGCCAGCCUUGAACCAAAUGGCUUGACUCCAUGAGAUUUCUUCCCCCAUGUGUGUUUUUGUUUUUUUUUCAUUUCAGCAGAUGGUUUUUAAUUUAAGUAACAAAAGGCAUCGUCGAAAUGUAGAAUUUAAUCAUUUUCAGUGGCUGGAUAGAUUUUGGGGAUCUUUUUACCAUUCAUUUAGAGUCAAAAGCUGCUUUUCAUUAGUAUAUGAAGCUAAGAUUUAGAACUAACGUGCCAUGGGUACUUGUAAGUCGGAUAUACAAAUUUAUUGAUUUUUUAUUACUAUUUAAUUUCUAAUAAACCAAUCGAAUAUUUUCAUGCCUCGAAA